Messenger RNA from Ctenocephalides felis (cat flea), 1452 nucleotides. RefSeq lists its product as uncharacterized. Gene Ontology annotation, molecular function: structural constituent of chitin-based larval cuticle. NCBI's taxonomy places the organism in Eukaryota, Metazoa, Arthropoda, Insecta, Siphonaptera, Pulicidae. The coding region runs from base 1 to 1452 and encodes 483 amino acids. Gene Ontology annotation, cellular component: chitin-based extracellular matrix. The transcript is spliced from 3 exons. The record is from RefSeq and is a predicted model, not a curated record.
AUGGUGUUUUCAAUCUUGUGUUGUUUGGCAGCUGCCUUUUCUGUGUCUUUUGCUCAUCCAGGACUACUGACAUAUGGAGUUGCCGAAUAUCAACCAGUUCAACUUAGUUCUCAAUAUCAUUCUCAAGACACCUUAGGACAAUAUUCGUAUGGAUACCAUACACCAGAAUCAUCAAAAACAGAACAACGUUCUUUAGAUGGUGUUACACGUGGUGCUUACUCUUACGUUGAUGCCGAAGGAAAAUUGCAAAGUGUCCAUUACACGGCUGAACCAGUGCACGGAUUUCAGGUAGUUGGCUCAAAUUUACCAGAAAGUCCAGAACCGGUGAAAGAUACUCCAGAGGUGGCUCAAGCUAAAGCUGAUCACUUGAAGGCUGUUGAAGAAGCAAAAUUGCGCAAUUCUUUGGCUUCAGUACAGACUUCAUCCACUCAAUAUGUUGCUCCAGUACGAACUUUGGCUUACAACGCUCCAUAUGUAGUACCUCAUCAUAGAUUUGCUUAUUCUACUUUUUCUGCAACUCCGUACACAUAUUCUCCAUUGGCAUAUACUUAUUCAGGAAAUUAUUUGCAUGAUACACCCGAAGUUGCAAGAGCUAAAGCUGAGCAUUUUGCUGCACAUGCUGAAGCUCAACACAGUUCUCUCAUUGUCACCAUUUCUGCUGUGUCUGGACGCCCUGGAUUUCUCAGCGGAACACCGUACUCAGUUCCUUACGUUAGUCCUUAUGUUGCUGCACCGUAUAUUGCAGGAGGACAAGUAAGCACUCAAUAUCAUUCACAAGAUGAUUUCGGCCAAUACUCCUAUGGAUACAACAACGGAUUCGACUCAAAGACCGAACACAAAACUUUGGACGGAGUAACCAGAGGAUCCUACUCAUAUGUCGAUGCUGAAGGAAAAUUACAAAGCGUUCACUACACCGCUGAUCCCGUUUUUGGAUACCGUGUUGCAGCCACCAAUUUGCCCGAAGACAAAGGAGUAGCACCAACACCAGUUGAAGACACUCCCGAAGUGGCACAAGCUAAGGCUGAGCACUUGGCAGCCGUCGAACAAGCCAAGAAAGGAAUCGUUGCCCCUGCUGCUGAUCUGCCCACUCCUGUAGAAGACACUCCCGAAGUCGCCCAAGCUAAGGCUGAACACUUGAAGGCUGUAGAAGAAGCUAAAGUGCGCAACGCUCUUGCUCCAGUCGAGACACCUGUUGCUAAAUAUGUGACCCCUUAUACUGUCCCCUCUUUCAAAGUCCCCAUUGCAACUCCUUAUGUUCCUAUCGCCUCCCCGUUAGCCAGCACUAUUUCCAGCUCUUAUAACCCAUUCACCUAUUCUCCUUACUACUACUCCCCAUUGAGCUAUUCUGGUUACUUGGGUAACCAUUUCAACUAUGCCACAUAUCCUUACACAUACAAAUUUCCAGAAAUCAAAUCCGACGUAGUCACUAAAGUUGGAUUCCCAUAUGCCUAA